Molecule: messenger RNA, 4643 nt
Organism: Hyalella azteca
Lineage: Eukaryota; Metazoa; Arthropoda; Malacostraca; Amphipoda; Hyalellidae
Exons: 10
Coding region: 101-2827 (908 amino acids)
Source: RefSeq, a predicted model, not a curated record
UCAGGCCUGAUAUGUAUUCUGUAGUGUAACGUGAUGCAAAUUGCAAACCUGAUUUGUAACUUUACAAAAUUUCGGAUACAUACUCGACAUAUCUGCUAAAAUGUAUUUAAGAAUCGAAAGAUUAGGCCUCUUAUUUGCUAUCCUGGUUUUGUAUUCUAUACCAAAGUGCAUAAAAUGCAAUUUAUCUCCUAUUUUAAUGUCAAAUGACUCAAUCAUCUACCCUAUGGACUGUAAUUACAAAAUAGUGAGUCUUGACUCUAACACAUCCACUAAAGUAAGGAUUGAAGGGGUGAAUUUCAGCAACACCUCAUUCCUGAUAGUGCAAGCACAUUCUCAAAGCCGCUACAUCCUUCUCUCUAGCCAGCCUGAGCUGGUGGCAGGUAACUAUACCAACGCCACAAACGCUGGUCUGUUUGUGCCUCUGAACGCCUCCCGGCCGCUGCCACCACUUGUGUACAUCACCAACGCUCACCACGCUGUGCUGCAGGUGCUGCUAUUAGUGCGCCCCUACACCAACCGCGAUCCUAUCCCUGGAGGGGCUGCCGCUUCCCCAAUGCCUGAGCCAUACUUGCAGCUAUUCCCCAGCAUCCUCACUACAUUAGUUACGGUUCCUCCCGCUUCCCCAUCUCUACGCGCCUUUAGUGGGGAAGAUAACGCGUCGUGGGACAACUCCCCGCGUAUUAAAAUCCACACGAAGACCGCAGUUAAAACCAGUGUGGAAAAAUCGGACAGUCUGAUUAGUGAUACUGCGGAACACAAGAGCUUUAAUGCGACACAAGACUCGUCUCUCAUCUCUCAUUUGUUUAGCUUUGUGACCAAAAAAAUUAAGUCUGGUUUUCGAAAUAGCAACGAUAGUCAUGACUCCAUCGAGUCUCUAACCCGGAGUUCUCAAGUAAAUUUUUCCGGGAAGCAUAUUUUCAGCAGCGACUCUAGAAACGAGAAAUCUGCAGAACGUAAAUUGAGAAACGACGUAACUACGGAGGCCAUAUCACCUUCUAGUACGGCAGCAGUGACGACGAACAGCAUCUUGGACGAUGGUGAGAGUGGUCAGACGAAGUUGUUGUACGAGGUGUACUUGUCGUACAUGUACGAAGGUGACAUGCAGGAGGAGCAUUACUGGCGUACUGUCGUGGAGACGAGUUCACCGCAACUGCUGCGAGCGCGUGCCCUCAAGGUGGCUUCGUUUCUGUCGGAUUCAAACGACACGUCGUCGCCUCCGUCAUACUUGUUCGUUUCGUACUCUGGUGUAGGCGCCGUCAUAAGCGUGCUCGUGACGAACGUGCGUGUUGCCAACACGUCUGCGCACGACGUGUUGCGCCUCACGAACGGGUCCCUGUACUCCUCGUCCGUAUCAUACGGAUGUGACUUCAUUCCUGACGAACAACAUCGCUGCACGAAACUGGUUGACCCGCUGCCGCAGAUGUUCUGUGCAAGUCUGCUGUUCGUGGGCCUGGUGCUGUGCUUCGUGGGUCACCGCUGGCUUAACUUCACGAUGUUCACCGCAGGCUUCUUGGGCGCGUGGUUCAUUCUCUUCGUUACCUUCGUGCACGUGCCCAAAGCUGACCUCCACAUGCUGGCACUAGGCACGUUCGAGUACAGCCUGGUGUGUGGGGUGCUGUGGCUGCUGCUGUGGCACAAGCUGCAGCGGCCCUUCGUGUCUGCUCUCCUCGUCAUCCUCGAGGCCGGUCUGCUUACUGCCAUGACCACCACACACUUCCUCAAAUACGCGCUGGUGCCGACACCUUCUAAUGUUGCGGUGUUCGUGGUAAUCCCGGUGCUGUUCGCGCUCUGCCUCGUCGCCUACUCCUUCAGGAACAUCAAGGCCGUUCACAUCUUGUCGUGCGUGUUGGUUGGCUCGUACGCCGCUACCGUGCCGCUCUCCUUCUACUUCGGCUGCACCCUCAACUACAUCGCCAUCAACGCCGUGGCCGCCAUGACCGUCCCUGGCUACACCGCCGCCAUAGGCUUCCCGCCCUUCCAGACUUGUGACAUCGUCCUGCUGACGCUGUGGUUCACCAUCCUAAGCACUGGCCUUGCUUAUCAACGAUACCGAGAGCGACACUCGCCUCCCUUCCCGCCGCCUAACCUCCAAUACUGGCGAGCUGCUCGUAGGGCUGGAGCUUUCCUCUACACCCAAGCCUCGGCUUGCUUCUACCGAACACUGAGGCGGGCUCCUCCUGACGGUGGAAGUUCCUACAGCAAUGUCUACUCUUCGGAAGAGCACGUGGUUGAGAACGGCAACGGAGUGGUGCCAGAGCAGCCUCCGCCGCAAAACGAAGAAGUGGAGACAAAUAUACGGGACGAGGAAGGGUUUUUAUCGUCUAGUGUUCGCUCCAACCUAAAUUCAGCCAAGAAUUGGAUCACCAGUGUUAUGGGCCUAAGGAACAGAUCGCCCUUCCCGGACUAUCAUUCGUUUCCCAGGCAUCCCACUGAAGACCUUGAUGAAGCAGAUGACGUAGAAGGGACGUUGCAGCAAAAUAUUGACGUGCCGGACGAUCCAUGCUUGUCACUUCCUUCUGGUCCCAGCACGAGUCUUUGGGCUAGAGCCGCUCAGACUUGGACUCGGGUGAAGUCAACUGUGUCGGAGAGGUUUAGGAUACCCAGGCUUUUCAGACCUAGACCUUUGGUCCCGGACUGCCCCGAUGACGUCGUCUCGUCCGGCAGCUCGGAAGGCGAAGUUGAUCGUCGUGCCGAUGGAAUUUUCGGCGAAGCUGAGACUCCGGGCGAUGUCAGUGACCGAGUCUUCGCUAACGCUACCGACGAAGACUUGGCUGACGGAGGACGAGAGAGUUUCCGGUCCUCUCAACUAACAUUCCAGCGCUUGUGAGGGCGUGUAGCCCCUUGAUCUCUGUGCACAACUUGAUUUUAGAUUACGUAGUGUUAAGCAUUUUCAUUUGUACUUGAAGUACUAGUAUUGACAAGGUCACCUUUACUUGCAGUGCCAUUUAUUUUUGCAGUUGCAUUGGUAAGGUAUUAUUCAUCUGUAAUUGAAGAACCAUUGACAGGGUAUCCAUUAGUACUUGCUUGCCAUUGUCAAGGUAUCCUUCUGUACUGCAGAUGGGGUACCAUCGACAAGGUAUAUUUGAGCAGACUUUUCACUGACAAUAGAGCGAUGGUUCCACAAGACCCAAGUUGUGGCUUUUAAUUAAAUGGCCUAAAUGGCUUUAAAUGCCACAAUAAAUGUAUGGAUGUCAGACAGUUUGGUAAAGCUACUGGUAUAUACACUGAACUUCCUGUUGGAUUAAAGGUUAUCGAAUUGUUGUAAGUAAAUUUUACGCUCGAAUGCGUUUUCUAGAAAUGCUCUUCAAGCGAGGAUGUUGUUUUUAAGAUUCAGCGACAUUUUAGUGCGAGAUGGAUGUGCGUACCAUAAAAUGGGUAAUAAAUGACGGGAAAUUUUCAAUAUUAAAUGAGGAAAUGUUACUGCAGACCGCUAAAUUACGUAUGACGUUAGUGGUAAAUCGUUGACAUUUGCUCUCUAUUUCUCGUAUCCUGCCAACGUUCGCACGUCCGUACAAUUUCUGUCGUGAUGUCCUCUAUACAUUUUCACCGUCCUGAGGAAGUAUAGUGUCCUGGGAGUUGGCUUAUACGUUUAACAUUACAAGGAAUUUUCUGAAAGCUUUCAUCGCCUUUCUCCUUCCAUAUCUCUUUACUCGGGAUGCUUCAAGGUGAUAAUCUAAUAUUACAAUUAGGCCAUUCGAUCUAUUUUUUUAACAGAUGUUCAUAUUUGAACAACUGCUCAUGCACUUUUGUCACUUUUGAACUGCAGGAGCAGCAGGGCAUUACGAUGGGUAUAUAAUUUUUUGAAGUUCAAAGAAAAAUAAUAGUGGUAAUAUAAUAAUAGUGAAGUCCACAACGUCAUUAGGAGAUUUCACAAUACCAAUGCUGUGAUUGAUCGUAGGAACUUCAAUAUAUUAAUGGACUGGUAUCAAGAAUAUUUUUCAAUGUAAUCUAUUUUCGUCACCACUUACGUUAAGUGAUUGAAAUGCUAGGAAGUUUUCAAGGCCAUUACCGUUCAAGCGCAUAAAAGACGAGUAUAAUUUAUGUGUGUUCAUCAGUUGCGUAUUCAGUUGCGUAUUUUAAAGAGGCUUGGGUUCACAAAUUUUUCAAGCAAAUUAUAUCCUUUGAACGUCAAACGCUCAGCCUAUUUUAGUUACUAGCUUGCGAUGAUUUUUCUUAUGAAAAAUUGAAAUUUUCCUCUCUCUUGUGUCAUAUAAAAUAAAUUGUAUUAUGAAUGUAUCAUUGUAUUCAUAAAAGUCGUGAAGUUGAAGACUGAAUAAAAUGUCUACCUAUGAAGCGUUGCUGUCACUGGGGGAAAAUGAGGGAUUCUCAUUGCGCUGCUCUUCGGCUGUGAUGCUGCAUGAACAUUGCAUUAAACAUCUUGUGCUUCAUCACUCACUCUCACCACUCCCUCAAUAAUGACUCUCACCACUUACUUCCAUCUCUCACUCAAUUAGCACUCGCAUCAUUCACUCUCACCACUCGCUGUCAAUACUCCCGCAAUAAGCACUCUUACCGCACACAUCACUCUCAAUACUGGCACAAUAAACACUCUCAGCACUCACUCCCAUCACUCACUAUCAAUACUCGCUAAAUAGCACUCCCAAUACUCAGUCAACAAACACUCUCACCUCUCACUCUCAAUA